Messenger RNA from Aethina tumida (small hive beetle), 1842 nucleotides. Its product is annotated as cytochrome P450 6a2. Lineage: Eukaryota; Metazoa; Arthropoda; Insecta; Coleoptera; Nitidulidae. The record is from RefSeq and is a predicted model, not a curated record. Gene Ontology annotation, molecular function: iron ion binding; monooxygenase activity; heme binding. The transcript is spliced from 4 exons.
AUGACACAGUCACGAUGAUACAUCAUAAUAAUGAUAAAUAUAUACAGAUAGCUCAAUUACAAAAAUAGUAGUUAAAGUAAAUAUAUGUAUAGGUACAGAUCAAUACAAAAAUCAAUAAUGGUUUUAAUUACGAACAGCCUCGGAUUUGAUCUUAUAGCACUUAUUGUAACCAUCUUGACAGGAGUAAUUAUAUAUCUCAAAUGGAAAUUCUCGUACUUCGAAAGAAAAGGUUUAUACUCACCACCCGCCAAAUUACCUUUCGGAAACUUAAAAAAGGUUUUCACGGAACGACAAGCUAUUCCAGAGCUAUUCAAAGACAUUUAUACUGAUAUAAAAUCCAAAGGAUUGAAGCAUGGAGGAGCAUAUUUCGUGAUUAAGCCCUUUUAUGUUCCAGUUGAUCUAGAUAUUCUCAAAUCAAUUAUGCUGACGGACUUCCAACAUUUCAUGAACCAUGGAUUUUAUGUUAACGAAGAGGGGGAUCCAUUAAGUGCACAUUUAUUAGCACUGGAAAAUGAAAGAUGGAAAAACCUUAGAGCCAAAUUGUCUCCGACAUUUACUUCUGGCAAACUGAAGAUGACGUUUAACACUUUAGUUGAAUGUACCAAUGGAUUAAAAGAUAUGAUGGAUCAAUAAUCACAAAGCGACAUACCAAUUAAUAUCAAAGAGACAUUGCAAAGGUUCACCAUUGAUAUAAUUGGAUCAGUUGCUUUUGGAAUUGAAUGCAACACAAUGAAGAACCCAGAUUCAGAAUUUGCCAAAUACGGAAGACGAAUCUUCGACUUAACUCCUCUUGAAGUUAUUAAAGGCAUUGCCACUUUUGCUCUUCCUCACAAAUUUCUCCUGUGGUUGAAUAUUACGUUUUUCAAUAAGGAGGUGACGACAUUUUUCAUGGAUGUUAUUAGGAAAAAUGUCAACUAUAGGGAAGAAAACAAUAUUUACAGGAAAGAUUUUAUGCAUUUGUUGUUACAGCUGAAAAACCGCGGAAAAGUCUUUGACGAUGGGAAACUAACAAAUGAUUCUGGGGAUGUUAAAGAAGGUGCCAUAACAUUCAACGAACUUGCUGCUCAAGCUUUCGUAUUCUUUUUUGCUGGCUACGAAACCUCUUCUACAGCAAUGACUUUUGCUUUAUAUGAACUUUCAAUGCGUCCUGAUCUUCAGGAAAAAAUUAAAGACGAAAUUCAUGAAGUUUUGGAGAAGUACGGCAACAAACUUACGUAUGAAGCUAUAAAGGAUAUGACAUAUUUAGAGCAAAUUCUUCAUGAGACCCUUAGAAAAUAUCCUCCGGUGCCAUUAUUACCAAGAGUAUGCAACAAAACAUAUAAAGUACCCGGAACUGAAGUGGUCAUUGAUAAGGGCACUAUGGUGGGUAUUCCUAUUUUAGGAAUACAUAAUGAUCCAGAAUAUUAUCCUAAUCCAGAAAAGUUUGACCCAGAAAGAUUUUCUCCAGAAAAUCAGAUGAAAAGACAUCCAUUUGCAUGGAUACCCUUCGGUGAAGGACCGAGAACUUGUAUCGGACUUAGAUUCGGUACCCUGCAAGCGAAAGUCGGCUUAAUAACGAUACUUAAGGACUAUGAAAUUUCUCUUAACAAUAAAACUUCCACACCCAUUAAAUUCGAUCCUAAAUCUUCGGGUGUCUUGUCAGUUGAUGGUGGCGUAUGGCUUAACGUUAAAAAAUAUAACUAAUUAAGCUUGAUAUGUAUACGUUUUAUAUAAGUAAGAAUCUAUGUUUUGCAUUUAUUUUUACAUAUUUUAAAUUAAGUCUGUACAUAAUUUGCCAAUAACCAACAUAUUAAACAAAUAAAAUCGAUGAAUAAUAAAUAAAUGAGUACAAUUACCUGAAAA